UUAAAUUUCCUACUUUUACAUAACAAAUAUCACAGGAAAAAUAAAACCCACAAAGCUUUUUUUCAUUUGGGAGAGUUUUUGAAUUUGGGUUUAUUUUUUUGGAUGGUGGAGUUGUGAGGUUGUUUUUUUCAUGGGUUGAGGAAAUGGCUGCAGAAGGAAUGUUGUCAUUUUCAGUUGCUUCAGUUGUGGAGGAUGUACUGCAACAACAUGGCAAUCGCUCCAAAGAUCUUGAUUUGGAAUCUAGAAAAGCUGAGGAAGCUGCAUCAAGGAGGUCCGAAGCGGCAGGAUGGCUAAGGAAGAUGGUCGGUGUCGUGGCCGCUAAAGAUUUACCGGCGGAGCCAUCGGAGGUAGAAUUUAGGCUUGGCUUGAGGAGUGGAAUAAUCCUUUGCAAUGUUCUCAAUAAAGUUCAACCUGGAGCUGUGCCUAAGGUUGUGGAAAGUCCAUGUGAUGCAGCUCUCAUACCUGAUGGAGCUGCAUUGUCAGCAUUUCAGUACUUUGAAAAUGUAAGGAAUUUCUUGGUAGCUGGUCAAGAAUUGGGGCUUCCAACUUUUGAGGCAUCCGAUCUAGAACAAGGAGGCAAAUCUGCAAGGGUGGUGAAUUGUGUUCUAUCACUCAAGUCCUAUAACGAAUGGAAGCUCUCGGGUGGAAAUGGAGUGUGGAAAUUUGGUGGAAACUUAAAACCUGCCACCACCACUUUGGGUAAGUCAUUUGUAAGAAAAAAUUCAGACCCUUUUACAAAUUCCUUGCAGAGGACCUCAUCGAUGAAUGAGAAACUACCAGCCGGUCACUCCAAUGAAAUCGAUACUAACAAAAUGGCCGGUUCUGGUUCUGGUUCGUUAAGUAUGCUGGUUCGUGCCAUUCUAUUAGAUAAAAAGCCUGAAGAAGUUCCAGUGCUGGUUGAAUCUGUGCUCGGUAAAGUUGUAGAGGAGUUCGAGCAUCGGAUUGCAAGCCAAUCUGAAAUGAUGAAAACGACUUCAAAAGACAUCUCUCCUAAUUUCAGAAAGCCUCUACAGAAACAAACUCUUGGGGAUAAAAGGAUCGAGGAAAAGAACAUCAAAGUGGUCAAGAAAGAAGACUGCUUUCAAAAGAACUUCAUUGACGAGGAGGAAGAAAAAAGUCGAUCACAGAAACAGCAACUGAUCUUAAAUCAGCAACAAAGAGAUAUUCAGGAACUGAAGCAUGCUAUUAAUUCCACAAAGGCUGGCAUGCAGUUCAUACAAAUGAAAUUUCAUGAAGAAUUAAACAAUCUUGGUACGCAUAUACAUGGUCUGGCUCAUGCUGCUUCUGGUUACCACAGGGUUCUAGAAGAAAACCGCAAGCUAUAUAACCAAGUUCAAGACCUUAAAGGAAGUAUACGCGUUUAUUGCCGUGUGAGACCAUUCUUGUCUGGAUCAAGCUAUCUUAGCUCUGUGGAUCAUAUAGAAGAGGGAAACAUCAUCAUCAACACACCGUCAAAGUAUGGUAAAGGAUGCAAGUCCUUUACCUUCAACAAAGUCUUUGGGCAGUCUGCAACUCAAGCGGAAGUUUUCUCUGAUAUGCAGCCACUGAUUCGGUCAGUUCUUGAUGGAUACAAUGUUUGCAUAUUUGCAUACGGCCAGACAGGGUCAGGGAAAACCUACACUAUGACUGGACCUAAAGACCUGACAGAGAAAAAUCAAGGGGUGAAUUAUAGAGCGCUAGGUGAUUUGUUUCUUCUAGCAGAACAAAGAAAGGAUACCUUUCGCUAUGAUGUUGCCGUUCAAAUGAUUGAAAUUUACAAUGAGCAAGUUAGGGAUCUCCUUGUUACAGAUGGAAGUAACAAAAGAUUAGAGAUACGGAACAGUUCCCAGAAUGGUCUCAAUGUACCAUAUGCAAACCUCAUGGCUGUUUCAUCAACAUCCGAUGUUAUUGAUCUGAUGAACCUAGGACACAGGAAUCGCGCAGUUGGAGCAACAGCCCUGAAUGACCGUAGCAGCCGUUCUCAUAGUUGCUUGACUGUCCAUGUUCAAGGAAGAGAUUUAACAUCUGGCACCAUUCUCCGCGGCUGUAUGCAUCUCGUGGAUCUUGCAGGAAGUGAGAGAGUAGACAAAUCUGAGGUGACAGGAGAUCGACUAAAAGAGGCACAGCACAUAAACAAAUCUCUAUCAGCUUUAGGAGAUGUGAUUGCUUCUCUUGCCCAAAAGAAUCCACAUGUUCCUUAUCGAAACAGCAAGCUCACUCAACUUCUUCAAGAUUCACUUGGAGGGCAAGCCAAGACACUAAUGUUCGUUCACAUAAGUCCUGAACCUGAUGCCAUAGGUGAAACUAUAAGUACUCUCAAAUUUGCAGAGCGUGUAGCAACUGUUGAACUUGGUGCUGCUCGAGUGAGUAAAGACACUUCAGAUGUUAAAGAACUCAAAGAACAGAUUGCUAGCCUUAAGGCAGCUUUGGCUAGGAAAGAGGUAGAGACGGACCAAAGUCAGCAUUCUGUAUCUGGCAGCUCCAAAAAAUACCGAGCAAAGACUAGCGAUUUUUCACCCUUUAAUCCCAAUCAGCGAGUUGGAGAUGUCUUGGUGGCCAGAGAACCCGUGGGUAGCAUGGGAAACAUUGAGGUGUUCAGUAACUCCACAUUGAGGCAAAAGAGGCAAAGCUUUGAUCUUGAUGAGCUAUUAGCAAAUUCAUCUCCCUGGCCUCCCGUUGCGAGUCCUGCCCAAAACUUUAGGGACGAUGAGAAAGAAUUGGGCUCGAGUGAGUGGGUGGAUAAGAUUAUGGUGAACAAGCAAGAUGCCAUUAACAGAGUAGCAAACCCCCUAGGAUGCUGGGAAGCAGAAAAUGGGAACUUGUCUGAUAUCUUUUACCAGAAAUAUCCCCACGAUUCUUCAAAGGUUUACACAGAACAAUCGUAUAAUAUGUUCACGGGGGCCAAUGGGUUCAACAUGGCUGGUUCCGAUGACAUAGAUGAUAUUGAUGCUGCAACCAGUGACUCAUCCGAGCCUGAUUUGCUUUGGCAAUUCAAUCAAACUAAACUUAGCAACAUAACCAAUGGGAUCAAUAAACCUACUUCAAGAUCAGCAAGAAACCCUGAAAUGAGCAAAAGUCUACAUCCUAUGGCAGGGCCAUCACCAUCAAGGAAACUAGCAAAUGGAGUCGGCCAACCUUUGCAUCGAAACAUGAGGCAGCCAGCCAUUGUCGACGGGAAACGCAAAGCCGGGAGUAGAAAAUAACAAGUUUAUACACCAUUAUACCCACGUCAGAGUGAUUUAUGAUUUUUUUUCCUCUUAUAUUUGUUGUUAGAGGGAGAGAGAGAGAUAUGUGUGUUCAAUAUACAGAUAAUUUUUCUUUCAUUGUAAUUUUUGUGGCAUAGUUAAAUGCAGCAAUAAUUCAAGUUGCGUAUUUGUUUAUUGAAGACAAAUUGUGUAAAUAAUGCAUACUGCCUUGUUUGGUUUUGUGA
Molecule: messenger RNA, 3409 nt
Organism: Hibiscus syriacus
Lineage: Eukaryota; Viridiplantae; Streptophyta; Magnoliopsida; Malvales; Malvaceae
Product: kinesin-like protein KIN-14I
Exons: 21
Coding region: 144-3182 (1012 amino acids)
Biological process (GO): microtubule-based movement
Molecular function (GO): microtubule binding; microtubule motor activity; ATP binding
Source: RefSeq, a predicted model, not a curated record